AUGUCUCUUCCAACUCGAUCUCUUGGACGCAACGGCCCUCCAGUCCCUGCAAUUGGUCUUGGACUCAUGAGCCUCGGCAGUAUCUAUGGAUUUGCCGGUUCCCUCGAAGACAAGGUAGCUUUCCUCGAGCAUGCCCAUUCGAUCGGGGCACGAUUCUGGGAUACAGCCGACAUGUACUUUGACAGCGAGGACGCAGUGGGAGAGUGGGUGAAGAGGUCAGGAAAUCGCGAUGACAUCUUCCUGGCUACCAAGUUUGCCAUCCAAUAUGACGCCGCCACAGGUGGUCAAAUAGUCCGCUCUGACCCCGAGUAUGUCAAGGCUGCUUGCGAGAAUAGUCUGAAGAAACUCGGGGUUGAAGUUAUUGAUCUCUACUACUGUCAUCGGGUAGAUGGCGUGACACCUAUUGAGAAGACUAUCGAGGCUAUGGUUGAGUUGAAGAACCAAGGCAAAAUCAAGUAUCUUGGAUUAUCUGAAUGUUCAGCUGUAACUUUGCGCCGUGCCCAUGCCGUUCACCCCAUUGCCGCGUAUCAGGUAGAAUAUAGUGCGUUCACCUUGGAAAUUGAAUCGUCCACCAACGAUAUUUUGGCUACCUGCCGUGAACUUGGUAUCACUGUCGUUGCCUACAGCCCCGUUGGCCGAGGUCUCUUGACUGGGCAAAUUCAAUCGUUCUCCGAUAUUCCCGAAAAUGAUUUCCGCCGCAAACUCCCCAAGUACGCACAGGAACACUUCCCGAAGAUCCUUGAACUAGUUCAGGGGCUGAAAGAUAUUGCCAAUAAUCACGGCAGUACUCCUGCCCAGGUUGCUAUCGCAUGGCUUCUUGCUCAGGGCUCUGAUAUCAUCCCUAUUCCCGGAACAAGAUCUAUCAAGAAUCUUGAUGAGAAUACCCAGUCCGUCUUUCUUAAUUUGACAGAUACGGAGCUGCAAGAUAUUCGGACGUUGAUCUCGCAAACUGAGGUCCCUGGAUCGCGGUAUCCCGCUAUGAUGAUGGACAGCAUAUUUGGUGAUACCCCGCCACUCUAG
This is a messenger RNA of Penicillium verrucosum, 1020 nucleotides long. RefSeq lists its product as uncharacterized. The transcript is spliced from 3 exons. Lineage: Eukaryota; Fungi; Ascomycota; Eurotiomycetes; Eurotiales; Aspergillaceae. Gene Ontology annotation, cellular component: cytoplasm. The record is from RefSeq and is a predicted model, not a curated record. Bases 1 to 1020 code for a protein of 339 amino acids.